Selaginella moellendorffii is the source of this 939-nucleotide messenger RNA. Its product is annotated as methyltransferase-like protein 23. Gene Ontology annotation, cellular component: cytoplasm; nucleus. The transcript is spliced from 7 exons. Bases 10 to 648 code for a protein of 212 amino acids. Lineage: Eukaryota; Viridiplantae; Streptophyta; Lycopodiopsida; Selaginellales; Selaginellaceae. The record is from RefSeq and is a predicted model, not a curated record.
UUCCAGGGUAUGCGCACGGUCUCCGAGCACCGGUUUGAUGGCGAGGGCGGCGAUUCUCUGGCGGUGUCGAUUAGCGAAGUGAUGAAAGAAGAUUAUGGGCUUUAUGUUUGGCCGUGUGGGAUUUGCUUGGGAGAGUAUGUUUGGCAGCAAAGGCAUCGCUUUGCUGGGUCUACGGUGAUCGAGCUUGGAGCAGGCACUGGAUUGCCAGGAAUUGUUGCAGCAAAGGUCGGUGCCAGAGUGAUCUUGACAGAUUACAAGCUCUAUCCAGAGGUCUUUGAAAACAUGCGUAAGACUUGUGAUCUAAACAAUGUGGAGUGCGAGAUUCAGGGGCUUACUUGGGGAGAAUGGGACGAGAAUUUACUCGCCAUGAAACAUCCUCGUUUUGUUCUUGGAGCUGAUGUUCUAUACGAUUCCAAAGAUUUCGACGAUUUGUUCGCAACCGUGAGUUAUUUCCUAGCUAAUAAUCCCGACGCAACAUUCAUAACAAGCUACGAGUGUAGAAGUGGCCACAGAUCGAUCGAGUUUUUUAUGGGAAAAUGGAAGCUUUGCUGCACAAAGCUUGUGGACGUGUGUGAUAUUUUACCUCCCUUGAAACAAUGUGCAAUAUCAUCGUCGAUAUUGAUAGCUGAAAUCAAGAGUUUAGUAUAAGGCCAGGUUUAUAAGCAAAUCCAGCUUCAAACAUAACUUCAAACGCUCACACAAAUGGUACUCCGAACAGACUUUCUGAUGCACAUCCUCCAGGAGGGUGGAAUCAAUACACCAAGGCUGCAGAUAUGUUUUUUCGAAAAGUCAUGAGGACGAGAUAGCCCUACUUCCGCAAACAGAUGGAUUGUAGAGGACGUCCGCCAACUCUACAAGUGCAAUGGAUCCAAGAUCAUGCCCGCGAAAGAGAGAUAUCGAUGCUGAACUCCUAUAAAUGCAAAUUAAACGUCUCAUUAA